AUGUCCCAAUCCUCGCACCGCUCGAAAGCGCCCAACCGGAGCGUGCACAGCAUACACAAUGGGAGCAGAAAAUCUCAGGACUCUUCUAGGGUGCGCAGAAAGUCUAUAGAUGCGAAUGAGGCUUAUCUCUAUGCUCUCCGUGUGGCAUACCUUUCCUACCUCUUGCAACCUCGCGUCACUCGAAAGAGGCAUGUGGAAACGAAGCCUCCCCUCCACCGUUCGACAACGUCUCACUCCUUUCACGAUCUCAUGAACGACUUCACCGUGGUGCGGGAUUCUAAGAGUACCAGGUUUCCUCAUGAUUUCAUAAAAGAGCUGGAGAAGAGGUUGAAAGGUAUUCUGAUAGGAACGGAGAGGCGACCAGAAUAUCACGAUGCAUUGGUCAAGCGAAUAUUUGCCAUAUUUCUUAACACACUGUCCGAUCCUGCCUUCAAGAAGCGCAUGGAGGCCGAUCGAAGAGCCGAGGAUUUGGUGCUGAUAUUCUUCUCGAAUGCCACCAAAGAGCUGCAAAAGGGGAAACCGCCCGGAGACGAUGGAGUCAAGCGCAUGGUGGAUCGUCAUGUCGCUCUGUUCGUUCGUCUCCUGACUCUCAUUCUGAAAGAUCGAGACUGGGCCAGAGACAAGCCCGAACUGGCAAGCCGUUUGAAUGCUCUGGAGUCGAAGCUGCUGAAGGGAGAUGACAACCUCGCCACUUCGCAAACCAACGGACAAAUGACUAUCGUGGAGGAAGUUGUUCCUUUAAGCUACGACGUCAAGGACAUGGCUUUGGUUCAGGUGGUGGGUCAGAUCUUUGGCUUGACCAACACCAUGAUGCAGUCCGACAUCGCCAAAAAUAAACCUUUCUGGACAGAGAAAGCAGCUCUCCAGGAUUUGAAAACAUACCAGCAGCACCUCAACCUGGGCACAAAUUUGACACUCAAUGCAAAUGAUUUCGAUACUCAGGAGGCCUACGAGGCAUGGAAGAAAAGUGAAGGACCAGAACUCUCGCAACUCAUGCUGGCUAUCAUGCAAGCCAAUCCGGAAUUGGCCAAGAGCACUCCUGGUGGCAAUCUCCCCCAAUUCAACCCUCAGGCCGUAGCUACUAGUCCUACAGACUCUCGUUACGCCGAGUUCUCUAGGGUUCUCUCGCAACCUGGGGACCCUUCUUCCUACGUCCUGGAUCUACCGGCAGAUCUAGGCUCCCUCGACUUGAAUGCGUCCGAACCAUCACAGCGCCCCCAAGACGCAUCGCAAGUUUAUACCUUUAUUCCCUCUGACCCUCGAGCUAUGUUUCGCUUCAUACUGCGCCAAGCUCUUUCUCAUGACCUCAAUGAUAAGACGAAUGAUGGAGGCCAGCCGUUUUCCAAGAAGACCACGGAACUGCUGAGUGAGAUUGCACUGCGAUGGCGUUUACCCAAGUUUACUCGAAUCGUUCUAUUCCUGGAUGUCGUUCGUGAAAAGGUUGUCGAGCAGGCCAUUGGUUUGGAGACGGUGGAUGCCGCCUUCAGCUACGUCAAGGAUCCUCCGCAGGAGGAUUCGAAGAACAAGAGAAGCUCCUUUAUCGUGAGUUCGGCUCUUUACGACAGAUACAACUGGACUAUCGCCGACUUUGCCUUGAUGGGAAAGAUACUCCACGCGCUGCAUGAGGCGCUACUCCGGGAUCUGUACGAAGUAAUCAUGACUGCUUACGCCGAUAAGGCGGAGCUGCAAAGAGUGGGAGCCAUCAUGGCCAUCGUAGAUGACCAUAUUCAGAAUGACCCCAACUUUACGCAAAACCGUGAGGAUUUGCAGAACUUCAAAAAUGCAGUCAUUGAUGGAUUGGCAAAUGAAGCUCGAAAGGUGUACGACAGCUUGCUGGAUCGUCAACUGCCCCAGCAGAAUGAGAAGUGGGAAUUCUACCACAUUCAAGAACUGGCCAAAGCUGUGCUAAAGCUUGCAGAGAGAGUGCAGAAGAGAUUCCGAAAGAAUCCGGAGAUCCUGGGCAUCAACCCGUUGAUGAUUCUGCUGAACUGUACUCUACCAGCAUUUGCUGAAGAUUCAAAGGCAAUGGUGGAACAGAUUCUGAAUGUUGCGCAGAGAGAGGGCUUCGAGGUAGCCAUCCAGGACGGAUUCGACCUGUAUAAGGAACUGAGCGAAUUUAGGCGAGUCCACACCGAAGCCUUGCCUCACGUGCCGUUUCCGUACAAGAUUGAAGAUUUACUGGCGGAUUUCGUCUGGCGAUGGAUCAAAAUCACCGAAGAACAAGUUAUUGGGUGGGUCGAGAAUGCUGUCAAGCAGGACCGAUUUGUUGUUAGAACCCAACAUCCAGGUCAAGUCCCGACUGAAGACGAACGUCACUCGACCUCUGUCAUCGACGUCUACAGCUCCUUUGGCCAAGUUAUAGACCAAGUCAGUCAGCUGAACUGGGAUGAUGAUCUCAGCUAUGCGAAAUUCAUGACAGCCCUUUCUAAAGCCCUGGGACUCGGCAUUGCAAGAUAUUGCGAGUUGCUGGAUCAGAUGUUCGGCAAAGAAAUGGACAGGCUGACUCCGGAACAAGAGGCAGCGGCUACAAUGACCAGGCAGGAGAAAUGGGUCCAACUGGCCAAAGAUACUUGGAACAACAAGGAGCGUGUCGAGCCGUUCCAAUUCUAUCCGGAGUCAUUUGUGAAACUCAACAACAUCUCCUUUGCCAUCCACCAGUGGGACAAGCUCGAGUCAGAUGUAAAUGUUGACGCUUGUGCUGAAGUGAUCAAGAAACAUACUCCACCGGUGGCUCACCGGCCACGAAAGACGUCGAAUUAUGUGUUCACGAUCAAGAUUGUCGAGGCGGAAGACCUGAAAGCGUGUGAUGUGAACGGGUUUAGCGAUCCAUAUGUGGUCUUGACCGACGAGUACCAGAAGCGCUUAUUCAAGAGCAGGAUAGUGUACCGAAAUCUCAAUCCGCGUUGGGACGAAUCCGUGGAUAUCACAACGCAAGGACCUCUCAAUCUCAUUGCCACCGUUUGGGAUUGGGAUGCGGUUGGCGAUCAUGACUAUGUCGGACGAACCUCGCUCAAACUGGACCCAUCCCAUUUCAGUGAUUUCUUACCGCGUGAAUACUGGCUCGACUUGGAUACACAAGGGCGAGUGAUGGUUCGAGUCAGCAUGGAAGGUGAGCGGGACGAUAUUCAGUUCUAUUUUGGAAAAGCCUUCAGAAAUCUGCAGCGUACCCAACGAGACAUGACUAGAAAGAUCACCGACAAACUGUCCGCCUACAUCAGCCAUUGCCUUUCACGACGAGCGUUGCGGUCUUUGCUCAAUCGCGGAAUAUCCAUCUCCAGUGUGUCGUCUUACUUUGCUCGGAACCGAGCAUCGGUAGUACCAACCACGGCUAUGCCGACAGACGCGGAAAUAGUCAAUGCACUAAAGCCCUUGUUUGACUACUUCGACGAUAAUUUUGCUAUCAUGCAACAGACGCUGACUUCGGAUGCAAUGAAAGCCGUCAUGACACGGAUCUGGAAAGAAGUCCUCGCAACUAUCGAGGGUCUUCUGGUCCCUCCUUUAUCCGACAAGCCAUCUCAACAGAAACCUUUGAACCAGCAAGAAUUAGACGUUGUCUUCAAAUGGCUACAGAGUUUGUUGGAAUUCUUCAACGCGGUAGACGAAGAUACCGGUGAAGCCAACGGCGUCCCCCUGCCGGUAUUGAAGAAUCCAAAAUAUCACGAACUGCAGAUGCUCAACUUCUUCUACUUCGAACCCACGGAAAGCCUGAUCCGCGAGUCGGAAAGGAUGGCCUCUGCAACAGUCGCCAGUCAACAAAUGCAGCGCUCUCGCCUUUCAGCCCCAGCCACUCUAGGUACCGUCGGCGGAGGUGGUCUGCUCAACCCUGGAAGUUUGGCAGGUGCCCGACGUGCUAAGAGCAUCAUGUUGAGCCGGAACCUAGGCACGAUGCGAAAAGCGAAAGAGGAGAAGUGGAAAGCCGCCCAAGCCGAUCCUAAUGAUGACAUGAUCCUGCGCAUCUUGAGAAUGAGGCCGGAAGCAGCGGGGUACUUGAGGGACCGAUCCAGACAGAAAGAACGUCUUGCUGCCGCUGCCGCUGCUGAGAUGAUUGUCAGACAGAGUCUUCUUGCUGGUGGAGGAAGGAUGACUGGACCAAGUGUGAUCAGAAGGUAG
Capronia epimyces CBS 606.96 is the source of this 4110-nucleotide messenger RNA. RefSeq lists its product as uncharacterized. NCBI's taxonomy places the organism in Eukaryota, Fungi, Ascomycota, Eurotiomycetes, Chaetothyriales, Herpotrichiellaceae. The record is from RefSeq and is a predicted model, not a curated record. The transcript has a single exon. Bases 1 to 4110 code for a protein of 1369 amino acids.